AGCUACUAGCAUGUGGCACGAAACCUUCGCAUACGGAUGAUUAAAAAUUAGUGUACAACACAUCACACUGCACCAGACUACUUACUUUCUCAAAAAUUUAUAUUUUUGAAAAAAACAAUGCUCGACCGCGGCGAUGAACUAUCCGUCCUGUCGGGUACCACCGCUGUGCAAGAACGGGUGUUUCGCCGGCGGGCCGCGUCAAGGCCGAGUUCUGUAUUGUCCCAGCCGGGGUCCACAUUUCGCAGAAGUAUCAUCUCGCUGGUUGUAUCAUUAGCUGCUAGUACCGCGGCCACCGGCGCGUUAGGGGCACCGGUCAGUCGUGCGGCCGAUGUUCAUCUUCGGGGGGCAAGUAAAAGCGAAGGCGGCAAGUCCCCGACGAUUACAGCGUCGCACGAAGAGGAUGGAGAAGCAAGCCCGAAGAAAGACCACGAGAAGUCGCCAGCAUCGGUUUCUGCGCGAAGUGCCGCGCAGCCGCGGCAGCUGCACCCGGGCGCCAUCGCCUACGGCCGGGCCUCGUGCGGGGUGGAGUACUCGGUCCCGCAAAAUGCGUUAGGCAUUGCAUCGCAAUUCGAACUCGUAGAUAGUAAUUGCAAGCUCGCAUGACAAAUGUUAAAUGCUUAAGCUAGUUAAAUCAGCAUUACAAAUUGCAAUUUUUGUGAUAAAAAGCGACAUUGUAAAAUGCAAUUAAUGCAGCUUAGUACGAUGGUACAAGACUUUUGCAAUGCAUACGUGUACCGCAUCAGCAACGUGAAGGAGGCCUUUUUUAUUCGUCGCGUGCAGACGUUGGAGCACCCGUACUUUUGGACCGAGUAUCAAAAGGAAAAAUCCCACCUCCCCAUAUCAAAACGAAGUGUCUCAUGCUGGAUUUGCGUAUACAAAUCGGAGCUGUCUUGCAGUAGAGGACUGCAGACAGCUGCCGUGCCUGGGUGUCGCCGACCUUCUGACGUGGGCGCUUGGCAUCACAGAUGUCUAUGCUGUAGCCCAAGCAGCAUCACAAACCGCCCGCAUAAUGCGGCGGAGACUGCAGAGCUGCCUUCUUGCAAGACAAAAAGAUGAGUGGUGACAAAUCAGCAUCACAAAUUUUCUGACGCGUACCUCUCUGAUAUCGGGAGGGGGAAUUUUUCCCUACAAUACCGAGUUCGAUGUGACGGAAACCAACCAGGACGUGUAUCUGUGUGCCUGGACGCCGGAAAUUGCCAGGUUCCGCGACCGCCUCUUUUUCAACGGUUACAUCUUCGGCCCGGGGCUGCCGUAUCAAAAGGAAAAAUCCCCCCUCCCCAUAUCGCAACAAAGUUUCUGAUUCUGGAUUUGUGUACACAAAUCCGAGCUGUCUUGCUGAACAGGACUGCAGGUCCAUAUCAAGCCUGUGUAGAGAGGUUUUGGCCUAGGCGUUUAGCAUGAAAAACGUCCGCGCUGUAGGUCCGACAGCAUGACAAACCGCCUGCACAAUGCGGCGGGGGCUGCGGAGUUGCCUUCUUGCAAGACAGACGCGAUUUGUGAACACAAAUCAGCAUCACAAAUUUCCGAAAAUCUACCUUUUCAGUGUGGGGAGGGGAGAUCUUUCCUCGCGAUAUGCCGCAGCUGACCGCCAGUCACCUGGAACGGGUCACGCGGAUGCUGAUCGAGCGGGGGACGCUCGCUCCGGAGGAGUACUACGACCAGACCGCGUGGAACACGGCCGGGAUCCUGCAGCCGAAGGACCCGUUUUACCGAACCGGGCGGUAUUUUCACGCGGCGGCCGACACGAAGCAGUGUGCGAACAUCGGGGUGCAGAAUUCGCCGGUCAUGUCCGGGUACGCGACCGACCGUGCCGACCACUACGACCCGUCCAGCAACCAGUGCAUGCAGGAACUCCCGAUGGCUAUCACACAGAAAAAAGCAGGCAGGUCAGGUUUGUAAUGCAAAAAUAAAUAGACAAAACAAUCUGUCUUGCAUGUCCUAAACAGAAUGCUAUGGCGUUGCCCAUGACAUAUUUUUCUGCGUGUUUAUUUUUGCAUAUACAAAUCUGCCCUGCCUGCUUCUUUCUGUGGGAUAAUGGCCAGCGACUACAAAGAUUUCCUGCUCCGGUCCGCCACGGUGUACGACUACUGGCUGUACAUAUGCAUUGCAAAUAUGUCUGGGUCUGGAAGGAUGCAACUUGUGAUGCUAUGUUGGAAUUCUAAAAAAAAUCUGUGUUGCAUGGCCAGCAACAGGAGUCCAGUUUUUGCCACGUGGAUAGGGCAUUUGUCAUGCAGGAUAGGCAUCAAGAAGCUGAAGCACUCAGAAAGUCUGUGAUGCUAGGACAUACAUCGCAGACGUCAUGGGUCAUGUACGGUGUGCAUGACAAAUCUUCCAAUGUUCCAGACCCAGGUGUGCAUGACAAAUCUUCCAAUGAUCCACGUAGUUCUCUUUUCUUUUCUUUCUUCAAAAUGUUAAAGUCGUUCUCUUCCCUGUGCUGUACCAAGGUCUUGUUUCCAGACAAAACACCAGACAUAUUUGCAGGUCAUGGUACAGCACCACGCACUACGUGGGGAACCCGGGAAAGUACAAGGUGGUCACCUGGUUGGUUGCGGACGAGAAUGCGGUGGCCGCCGCCGGCAGUGGCGCGUCCGCGAUCGACGUGACGGGGAUUAACGUGCUGCCCGGCUCCGAGACGGCAGCCUACAAUCGGCCCGUGGUCACAGGCAAGUACGAACUGACGAUCGGCCCGCACUUAUCCUGAGUAAAAACGUACCCACACCAGAGUCAGAGUGGGGAUUUUGCAACACAAACCUAGGUGUUUUGUGAGUCACGCAUCACAAGUUGCACUAUGCAGUGUAGUGCAGGUUAGCAAGUGCAGCCGCAUCACAGGCUCAUCUGCUCAUGCUGUUCAUAGCAUCACAAAUUCCACAACGCGAUUGGAAAUGGCUCUCAUGGGGAUGCGCAUUACGGGUCUUCCUGUCUUUGCAAAUCUGCAUUACAACUCUGGUGUGGGUACGUUUUUACUCAGGAUAGCACUCCUGGAUGCGGUACGCGAGCGAUGCAGACCUCGCGGCGACGCAGUAUGCAUUGCAAAGAGGUCGUGUCUGGGUCUGGAAAGUUGUGAUGCAAAGUUGCGGAUCACAAGCAACCUCCAAUUAUAUGAGGAUGCGCAUGACAGGUUUCCGGGCGACUAGGUCUUGCGUAAGCUGCAUGAGAAGCUGCUGCUCCGUUUUUGCAUUACAAAAAAAACAGUGCGGUACUAGCGCAACAUGCAUGACAGAUCUUUUUCUCCUCUCAGCAGAGCAUGACAAGUUUUGCAAUCUCCCAGACCCAGAGACAUCUUUGCAUUCGAUACGCAGUCGCAGGGCACGACGUGCUCCUGCAGCGUGAACGCGCUGGACUGGCAGGAGCAACACGUCAGCCGUUUGGGCAUGUUCGGGCGCACCUUCUGGGAGCAGCAGCUGCCGUUUGCCUGGCUGGCCGCCGUGCCGGCGCUCGACGCGGUAUGUGUUGCAAAUAUGCCUGGGUCUGGAAGGUUGCAGCUUGUGAUGCGCGUUGCGGAUCAUACCAAAAUCUGUAUUGCAUAACAUGCAAAAGGUGUCCAUUUAUGGCCAUGCUGAGAGGGCACUUCUCAUGCAGAAUAGGCAUCACCAAGCGCCUGGGAAACGUGUGAUGCUAAGCCCCGCAUUCCAGACUUGGUGCAGCUUGGAAAACGGCAUGACAAGUCGCGACAUCUUCCAGACCGAGACAUAUUUGCAUUUGAUACGCGGGGCUGCCCGCCAAACUGCCGGCCUCGCCCAGCACCGCGGGCGGCACGCACACGGACGACCUCCGGUUUUUGCCGAAGGGCGCGAAGCUCGAGGAGCGCCUGGCCGCCCUACUCGCGCUCCCGCCGGUGACGCCGGCCUACAGCUACAACGCACUGUACCGCGCGCCCUGGAAGCAUAUCAAAUGCAAAUAUGUCUGGGUCUGGAAGGUUGUAUCUUGUGAUGUUGUCUCUGGAUUCUGAAAAAACUUGUAUUUCAUGACCAGCAAGAGGACUCCAGUUUGUGCUACGCGGAGAGGGCAUUUCUCAUGCUGUAGAGGUAUCGCAAGGCGCUCUAAAAAUCUGUGAUGCUACGGCAUGCAUCACAGACAUCAUGGGUCAUGGAAAAUAUGCAUGACAAAUCUAGAAAUCUUCCAGACCCAGACCCUGCGCUGUGCCAUGGUCUUGCUUCCAGACAAAACACCCGACAUUUUUGCAUUUGAUAAAGCACCAGGAGCACGGCCUCGCCGGGGUCGCCACCGGGUUCGCGGACGCAAAUCUCGGCGUCCCGGUAUUACAAUGAAAAGUGCCCCCACUCCGGAAUUUGCAAAAGUUUCUCAUGCAAAGUUUCCAAAUGAAAGGCUUUUGUCUUGCAUGAAAGGAGCGCAAGCAUUUCUGAUGCAGAAUCUAGGGGCGCAAGGUAUCUUUUGCAUCAGAGAUCCGCCUGCUGUUGGGCUCCUUUGCAUCACAAAUUUGCGCUAUUCAGCAUGGAAAAUUUGCGAUGCUGAUAAAGGCAAGAGGGCGAAUGUUUCAUUUUGGAAGGGUUUGCAAUACAAAUGCUCCUAAGUUCGGGGGUGGGGGGAUUUUUCCUUACGAUACCCGGUCCGGAGCAGUGCGUGCAUCACCAAACCCAAGAUGGCCAGCCUGCCCAGCUCCGGAAAGAAUCUGGACCUCAUCUAUCACCUGCUCAGCUGUUUUUACAAUCUCAAGCGUUAAACCCGGAAUUAUUUGUCUUGCAUGACAAGCAUGACAGAAUCGCAAACUGUUCCACUUUCUGCAAUACCAAUUUCGGUAGAUUCUAGUGCGGCUUGGGACGACCACUCCAGGACCUGUCAUGCGCAGUUCUAUGCAGGAGUAGGCUGGAGCAUGCACUUCUUGCAUCACAGAUUUCAUCCAUAUUCUAUUGUAACGUGUGAGAUUGUAGCAGCUGCGCAGGCUAUAUCAUCGAGUGGUCCGGGGUCUUUCAGCUGGAGUACGGAAAGACGUACUUUUGGAACUGGCACGGGUACUAUGACAGUGCACAACUCCCCCUCCCCCUCAUUUGUAUAGCGUGAACGGCAAUACGAGCGUCAGCAAGAGUCGUGCUGGUUUCGCAUGAAAAAUUGGCACUGGAGGGUAGUGCUCUUUGGGCUAAACUUGUCAUGCAAACAGUGUCGAGAGGCAAAGGGUGGAUUGGGUAUUUUGCAUGACAAGUGAGGGGGAGGGGGAGUUGUGCACUGUCAGAGGUGCCGCGAACUUGCGGAAUCCUCGUUCCGGUACCCGGACGCCGCGGUGGAUGUGUUGUUGGUGCGGGAGCCGCAGUAUGCAUUGCAAAUAUGUCUGGGUCCUCUGGAAGCGUGACAGCUUGUCAUGCAGAUUUUCCAUGACCCAUGAGGUCUGGAAUGCAGGGCCUGGCAUGACAGAUUCUUUGAGAUGAUCUCUAGCAUGCCUGUCGUGCAUGAGAAACUCCCUCCCAACUUGGUCAAAAGUGGACAACUGUUGGCAGUCAUGCAACACAGAUUGCUACAGGGUGUAGACUUAGCAUCACAAGUUAAUACUGUCUUGCAGAGGACCCAGACAUAUUUGCAAUGCAUACGCAGCUCUCCUGCGUGACCGCCGACCACUCCGCGACCACCCUACUAUCCGACACGCAGCAGGCUUACCUCGGGCAGGUCACCACCAGCGCGCGGGCGGGGGCUAUCCCGUGUAAAAACAUCCCCACCUCCCCAGAGUUGUCAUGCAAUUCUGCAUGCCAAAAAAGUUUCUCACGCGGAGCCCUAUGAGAAGCAUUUUCUAUUUUUCGUGUUUUGGGAUUUGUGAUGCUAGGAUCAGCAUGCUAUGCUAGAUCUCUGAUGCUUCUGAGCUAGCUAAACAGGACGACAACUCUACGAGGACAAACUUGCCAUGCCAAACAACCAAUGCUGUGUGAUUUGUCUAGCAGAUUUCCCAUCUGGACUCUCUGGUGUCGGGACGUUUUUAAUCAGGAUAGGCGCCACGCAGUCCUUCGUGCAGGAGCUCGGGGACGCGGUGUCCACCCCGCCGAAUAACCUGAAGGACGUGUCUCCGGACUUUGCCGCCGCCGGCUUCGACGGCAGCGCGGUGUCGAAACAGUAUUGCAGUGAAAAACGCCCCCACGCCAGAAAUUGCGAGCAUUUGUAUUGCAAACCUUUCCAUUGGAAACACUCUCCGUCUUGCAUAUAUCAGCAUCAGAAAUUUUCCAUGCUCAAUAGCUCAUCAAAUUUGUGUUGCAAAGAAGCCCAACAGCAGUCGAAUCUGUGAUGCAAAAGAUACCUUGCGCACCUGAAUUCUGCAUCAAGAGGGGUCGCCGUCCUUUCAUGCAAGACAAACAGCUUUCAUUUGGAAACUUUGCAUGAGAAACUUUCGCAAAUUUCGGGGUGGGGGCAUUUUUCAUUGUAAGAAACAGGACGGGGACUUCUUGGACUUCGAGCGGACACAGCGGGUGUACCUAAAUUCCACGCUGAAACGAAGCCACGCGGAAAUGAACGGCGGCGCGCGGGCGUAUCAAAUGCAAAUACGAUUGGGUCCUCCGGAAGAAAAUGGAUACAACCGGUCAUCAUGCGGUUUUUGCAUUUGCGACAAGGUCGUGUGGAAUGUGCACAGAGCAUGACAAAUUCAUCUGCGGAGGCUUAUUUUCCAUGCCUAGUCAUCUGCAUUGGAAUUUAUGCUCUUUCCAGUUCUUCCACACGGGUCGGGCAACAUCUUUUGCUCUCUGUGCAAGAGCACAGACUUAUUUCGCCGUAAUAUUUAUUUUCCAGAAUGAGAAUCCGCACCACAAGUUGGCCGCAUCCUUCCAGUGACCCAGAUCGACGAGAUUUGCAAUGGAUAGGGCGCUGGACGUGUGGACGCAGACGAUGGAUGGGGCCGUUUCGCCCGCGCAGCCCAGCUACGCGACGCAGCAGGCGGCGAUGGAGGGAACGAACCAGUGGCAUUUCAGCGCGGUGGACACGACCGUGAAGAUUUUUCAGGCUGCGCCCGCGCCCCUGCUAUCAAAUGCAAAUAUGUCUGGGUCUGGAACUUUGCUAGACUUGUCAUGCAGGUUUCCAUGACCCAUAUGAUAUGUAAUGGAGGACCUAGCGUGACAGACUCCGUGAGAUGAUCACUAUCAUGCCUAUCCUGCAUGAGAAACUGCCUCUCAACUUGAUCAAAAGUGGACAGCAUUUGGUAAUCAUGCAGCACAGAUUUUUGCAUGAUUCAGAUUUAGCAUGACAAGUUCCAACCUUCCAGACCCAGAGAUAUUUGCAGUGGAUACCUGCUCUCGCACUACUACUUUCUCUCCGUGUACACGCAGCACCGGCCGGAGGAGUUCGUGGUAUGAGAAUGCACAGCUCUCGUCCCUCUCCCUUGUUUGUAAUGCAAAACGCCCAGUCCACAUGCUGCGCCUAGGCAGUGUCGGCAUGCCAAACUUUGGAACCUCAGACAGUACUACAAUCCAUCGGUGUGCAGACUUGUCAUGCGGAACCCACAUAGCUGUCGUUGCUUGUCUUGCUGUUCUUGCCAUGCAAAUGGGGGGAGGAGGAGUUGUGCACUUUCAUACGUGGGGGCCUACCUGCAGGAGGUGGACUCCGACCUGGUGGUGCGGAAGUACGUGUUCCCCACCGCCGAACAGGUGUACGCGGGCGACGGGACCAGCCCCCGCGGUGGCGACAUGUACAGCAACACGCUGCAGAACCAGGCGUGCGACCGCCGCCUGGACGAGCCCCUGCCCAAUACCACGACCACCACCACCACCACGACCACCACCCUGCCAACCGGCGCGGCCGCACAUGGCCAGGCGUUUGCCGGGAUCGUCGCCUCGCUUCUCAUCUCUUACACGGUCGCGGCGCUUUUGUGA
Messenger RNA from Amoebophrya sp. A120, 7796 nucleotides. The record is from the annotation of a GenBank genome assembly. NCBI's taxonomy places the organism in Eukaryota, Dinophyceae, Syndiniales, Amoebophryaceae.